CCAUCCUCGGGCUAGACUCCGACUACCGAAUAUUUGCUGCGCCCAUUCGGCCUGUUGCUGAUUCGAAGGUCGCACACUCCUGAUCGCAUCGGCGGUUCGCGGUAUCGAAGUUACCCCCUCCAUAUCAGCGUGCGGAUCCCGCGCGUUCAAGCUCGGCCUCAAUGGCCAGGCCGUUAUCACGCUCCCAGGCCGCCGAGCCGUUUCCAAUCUUCCACGACUACAAUCAGCCAACCCCGAUCAUCAGCCACGCGCCAAUGCCGCCAGCACCAAAUGCCGCGCGACAACCGCUCCAGAGCGCUGAUGCCAAUGUUGUCCUCAACCCACCACGGUCGACCGUCGCGAAGCAGUCGCCCUCGAAGCCAACUAUGCGACUAGCCAAUCCGGUCCUUGCCGCCCUCAAUGCCUCAAUUGACAAGACUCUCGGCAUGGUGCAAAUGAUGCCACCGAGCAAUGCGCCGCCAUCGACGGAUUCGCUGGUGAAGAGGCAACCGAUCAUGUCUCGGUUCAAAACUGUCGCAAAGAAGCCUCAGCAGGAGCCAAUCGCGCAACCAAUGGGCAAAGACAGCCACCAUACGCCGAUAUAUCCGGCCCCGUCACCGGCCCAGUUCAACAUCGACCUGGGCAACUUCUAUCAGAAGCCCUCUGGGAAGCGCGUUUUGAUGGAAGCGGCGCCGAUCCAAGAAUACAGACCAGCAAAGAAGCAGAAAACCGACGAGUCUCUCUCCGCCCAGGACUCUGCUUACCCGCCAAUCAUUGACGACGGCACGAAACCAAACCACAGCUACGCCCAGCUGAUCGCCAUGGCCAUUGUCCGGUCGCCGCAACAGCGAUUGACGCUGUCGCAAAUCUACAAAUGGAUUACUGACACGUUUGCGUACUACCGAACGAAGGACGAUGCAGGGUGGCAGAAUAGCAUUCGGCAUAAUCUCAGUCUCAACAAAUACUUCGUCAAGCAGGAACGGCCGAAGGAUGAUCCGGGCAAGGGCAACUACUGGAUGAUUGAGCCGGGCUGCGAGUGCCUGUUGCUGAAAGAGCGGCCCUCGAGGAAGUCGGAGGUGCCAACUGCGGAGAAUAUGCCCGUCAUGUCAACGCGACUCGAGCCCUCUCAACCGCAGCCGCCUCCGUUGACGCGCAUAGCCGAACCGACGUUACCUCCUCAGUUCUCAGUACCUCCGAACAUGGUCACCGCCCUACCCCCGCAGCCUUCGCAGCAACCUGCUCCCGCACCGUCCCUGCCCGAGAUAUCGUCGGACGCCACCAUUCCCGCAUCCGAUGCGGCUACGAUCGAUGAGGGAGUCAACCUGCCUGACGAGAAGGAGUUACCACAUGAACCCGAGUGGUGCUCGCCCGAGCCGCUGCCGCUGCAUUCGUCGCCCCCCAUUCCGAGGCGGUUGGAGGCUUGCCAUAAUGGCACCCCGCCCUCUCAACGACAAGUGCAGCCGUCGUCGGUUACAAAAUCCCAUCGCCGGCGAAGAUUUAUGUCAAUGGACGACAGCGGCUACAUCUCGUCUCUGGAAUCUUCGGUCAUGCGCCCGCAGCAAAACGCCAAGCUUCUCAACUCUGAAGCUGACCGACCGCGUAUCAAAAGGGGACGUGCCGAGGAGGAGAUCGCCCGUCUCCGCGCCUCCUCCUACGAUAGCCCAUCCAAAGGACGGUCAUACGGCUGCCCUCCGCCAUCAUCGUCACCAAUGCGGCAGACGUCAAGCGCCGGGACUGGGCAAAUGCUGCCGCCGCUCACACCUGCAAUGAAGCUUAAGGCGCCACCAAAACCCCCACCAUCCGUCUCGCCCAGCACCAACCUACGAUUACAUAGGGAAAGCAUUCAGUCGUUGGUCGAGUCGCCGUUCAAGCGCCUGUCUGCGUUACUCCCGGCGGGCGACAAUACCGUGCAGCAAACGCCUCUUGGCCUUGAUACCGAUCUGCUGUGGUACGACCUCGAGCGAGCAAGUCACAACACCCCGACUUUCGACAUCUUCGAAGAUGGCGCCGAUUUCCAGUCCUACUUUGCGUUGACUCCCACAGCGGCCCCCGGGGCCCUGGGCUCUCCGGUUAAACGAUCAGCGAGGAAACAACGUUUGGAACGGUCGCAGUCCACGAGCGCGCUAAGUCGGGCUCCGAACUCGGCUCGGAGCUCUUGCAAGUCAAGCUCAUUUCUCAAGGUAUCGAACCAGGCAAUCCACUUGGAGCUCGAGACGCCAAGCAAGGUUUUCGAAGGGCUGCUUUCUUCGCCAAGCAAGGUCUUCCUCGAUUUGCAGUCGCCCACCAAAAUGCCCCUCGGCAACGAGGAGAACCUGCAGUCAUUCCCCGGUGUGUCUCUGGACGACCUGCAUACACCGACCUUCCUUGAUGAGAACGAGUUCUCCGGCUUCGACAUACUUGCCGGUUUCGAGAAGAUCGGCUCACACAAUGCGCAGGCGUCUCGAGGUACCGUCAGGCCAACCUCUCAAAGCUCCCUCAAUCGUUCAUACAACACCACGCUCUAAGCCGCUUCCAUAGAUGCCAUGGCUGGGCACAUGGGCUUCCAUCUUCUACGCCUGCACUUCGUUUUCAGCAUUGCAUUCGAGAGAUGCUCACGACUGUUACGACUGAUCAAGACGGAGUAUACUGCAUCACUUCCUCGUAUCUGUCUGAUUCGGGCUCAACCACGAAGCUUGUUGGGUCACCUAUCACUUUGGCCCAUAACUCCGGGCCAAGCGUCUUUUUGCAUUUUCUCCCAGGGACACACAGGGCACGAUUGCUCGUGCGGCGGCUGGCGUUUUUUCUGGACGUGGUGUU
This is a messenger RNA of Chaetomium strumarium, 2775 nucleotides long. RefSeq lists its product as uncharacterized. NCBI's taxonomy places the organism in Eukaryota, Fungi, Ascomycota, Sordariomycetes, Sordariales, Chaetomiaceae. Gene Ontology annotation, molecular function: RNA polymerase II cis-regulatory region sequence-specific DNA binding; DNA-binding transcription factor activity, RNA polymerase II-specific. The record is from RefSeq and is a predicted model, not a curated record. The coding region runs from base 162 to 2483 and encodes 773 amino acids. The transcript has a single exon. Gene Ontology annotation, biological process: regulation of transcription by RNA polymerase II.